AUGGACGGGGCUCCUAGAGGUCAUAGCGUGAGAGGGCGCAGUGCUAGAGGCCGUGGCGGCAAAGCUGGUGGUAUAGCUGGAGGCCGAGCAGGCCCAGGUCGUGGUCGUGGACUUCCGGAGGAGUUGGGAGAGAGUGUAGCGCCGAGUGUGGCGACUGCGUCAGUGCCCCAGUCGGUAUCCGUGGCGAGUGAGGCAAGUGUGGAUGCGAGUGUUGGUUUGGGAUCAAGGGCUGCUCCGGGUGGGGGUGCCGCUCCGGCUCCGGGUUGUGAUGACUUGGUGGUGGGUUUGCUGAUGCAGCUAUUGGCUCGUUUUCCGCCGGUGGUUCCACAAGGGGCUCCAGGAGUACCGCCACUGGCAGAGGCUGUGCAGCCGGGGGCUGCGGGUGCGGGUGUGUCUCGCUAUGUGGAUAUGAUAGGGCACAUGCAAAGGAUUGGUACGCCUUUCUCCGAGGGGAGAGUUAGUCCUGAGGAGGCGGACGCGUGGCGUUAG
This is a messenger RNA of Microthlaspi erraticum, 489 nucleotides long. The record is from the annotation of a GenBank genome assembly. Lineage: Eukaryota; Viridiplantae; Streptophyta; Magnoliopsida; Brassicales; Brassicaceae.